This is a messenger RNA of Caenorhabditis angaria, 2310 nucleotides long. NCBI's taxonomy places the organism in Eukaryota, Metazoa, Nematoda, Chromadorea, Rhabditida, Rhabditidae. The record is from the annotation of a GenBank genome assembly.
AUGAACCCGGUUUCGGGUAACAAAAUUGCGUUGGAAUUGAGUUUUCCCGUUUCAAAAAUCAGUUUUGAAGUGAAAUAUGGUCGAAGUUUAUUUAUCGAUGGUGUAAUAUGGUAUGUUCAUAUUUAUAAUUGGUUUCAAACUUAAUUGAAAAGAAAAAAAAAUGAUUGUAGGAAGCUCGGAGUUUCGAAAAACACCGAGGGAAAUUAUGUGAUUUGCGUGGAUUUGAAAACAUUUAAAAGAAAAGGAGGAUGGAUGUGUAAAACACGUGGAGAAUUGUUGAAUGAAUCAGAAUCGUGUUAUAAAUAUUUAUCGAAUGAGAUUUCUCUUCAUCCAAAGCUCACAACAUUCAAUAUUUGUGAGAUAAUCUCUUCGAAAAUCGAAAAUAAUCAAAUAUCAGUGGAAGUUAGCCUCGAUUAUAUUUACUAUGAUUUUGAGAAAUCAGUCACUGGUUUGACUAAUAUUCGAAUUCACUGUGAAGAUUAUAAAUUUUUUUGUAACAGAAAUGUAGGGUUUUCCUCAUGACGUCACGUGUUUCUUUUCAAAAUUCAUCAUUUUCAGUUUUUAUCCACUCAUUCUGCAUAUUUUGCCGCGCGAUUUCAAAAAAUGGACUGGAAACAAAAAUGCUGUGUGCUCGAUUUAAUCAAUUUGACAACUUUUUUGCAUUUCAUGACAACUAUUCAUCCGGCUCAAGCUGAUAUUUCAGACGAAAACGUUGUUUUUCUGACGGAAGCUGCUGAAAAAUUGCAGUCGCCAUCUUUGCAUUUCAAAUGCCAACGAUUUUAGAUGGAGAAAUCUGGUUUGAGUGAAAUUAGAAAACUCGAAUUGGCCUUCAAAUAUGGAUAUGAGAAAUUUAUGGUAACUUAUUUUUUGUGUCAUUUUUUUUCAAUUUUAGAAGAAUUUCAGAUUCAACAAAUUGCUGGUUUGAAAUCUGCGAAGCAACUCAAAAAAUUCACCGAAAAACCGGAAUUUCAAAGUUUGCCAGAGUUAUGUAAAGUCAGAAUUCUUCAAGAAUUUGCAAAGUUUGUAUGAAUUUUCAAUGAAGAAAUAUUUGUUUGUUUUAUUUUUUGAUUUAUUUUGGUUGGCUUCCAUUUGUAUCUUGUUAAAGUUUUAUUCACAAUCAGGAAGCUUUUAAAUAUUUUAGAGAAAGCAAGAAAAAAUGAAUCCGCUAGCAAAAAGAGGCGAAUUUCAAUGGAAAGUGGAUAAUAUUCUGGACCUUGGCAUGAAAAUUAAAUACAGCGAUAUUUUCGAAAUUGGUGGAUUGAAAUGGUGAGUAAAAAUUUUCGAGUUUUCAAAAAAUCUUCCCAAUUGUUUUCUAGGAAACUUGGAAUUCAUCGAAAAAUGGGUGAUUUAGUUCUAACUGUUCAAAUCGUUCCAAAUAACAUGAGCAAUGGUUUGUGGCUUUGUAAACUUCGUGGAUUUCGAAAAAUGUUGAAACAAGAUGGAAAAUCUGAUCAUUAUAUACGAUCGAUUUCGCCGAACUUUUGCUUGAAUAAAUCGAAAUUUCAUGUUUGUUAUUCACCAUUUAAUGAUUGGAAUAUUAUGAAAACAGGUGGAUUUAUUAAAGAUGGAGCGAUUUUGAUUGAAAUUGAGUUGGAUUUUGUUUUUUAUCAUUUUGCUUUGCGAAUUGAUUCUAUAACUAAUAUGAUUAUUGAUGUUGAUGGAAUUGAAUUUCUAUGUAAUAGAGAUGUAGGUUAUCUUGUUAGGUUAUUUCUCUUUGAAUGGCUGAUUUGGCCGAAUUCCCGACAUUUCUCGGCCAGCGAAAUAAUUCGGCCACUUUUAUUUUUUCAGUUGCUGGCAGUUCACUCGAAAUAUUUUCAAGAAACUUUUCGAAAAAUGAAGCAAAUACCAAAUAAAAUUCUAGUGCAAAAUAUCGAAGCCACCGAAUUUCUUCAUUUUCUCGCCACGUUUUCACCAAUUCCAUUGGAAGUUUCAGGUUUGAAAUUUUUCUUGGUAAAAUAAAAUAGAAACUUUUUUUGCAGAAGAAAAUGUGAUUGGUUUGAUGAAUGUUGCUGAUCACUUACGUGUUCCAUCUUUACAUUACAAAUGCGAGCGAUUUUUGAUAAAUUCGGAAGAAUGUGGAAUUUCAGAUAUUGAAAAAGUCGAAUAUGCUUCGAAGUAUAAUUAUGAAACAUUGAUGGUAUGUGAUUUAAUGUUUGAAAAUGAAAAAAUAUAACUUUUUUGCAGAAAAUUCAAUUGAGCAAAUUCAAAACUGCUUCGGAAGUCAAGAAUUUCACAGAAAGUGAAGGAUUCGAGAAUUUGAGUGAUUCGACGAAACUCCGAUUUUUCAGAGAGAUGGCCAAAUUUGUUUGA